This is a messenger RNA of Cannabis sativa, 1055 nucleotides long. RefSeq names its product monothiol glutaredoxin-S15, mitochondrial. NCBI's taxonomy places the organism in Eukaryota, Viridiplantae, Streptophyta, Magnoliopsida, Rosales, Cannabaceae. The coding region runs from base 162 to 668 and encodes 168 amino acids. The transcript is spliced from 7 exons. The record is from RefSeq and is a predicted model, not a curated record.
AUAUUAUAAAAUAAAUAAAUAAAUAAAAUGAAUAGAGAGAGAGAGAGAGAGAGAGAGAGAGAGAGAGAAGGGUUUGUUAAAGAGAUAAUUGGGUUUUAGGCAUUUGAGGUUUUAGUCAUCAAAGUCUCCAAACAGGAAACCUUCGGGUUAUCUUUAUAAUCAUGGCAAGGUCAUUAUCACACAUGCUAUUAAAGGGAAUUUCAGGUCUCUCCACUGCUAGUUCUACAAGAACUGCUACUGGAUCUUUCGUCCAGUACGGGAGAAGAUUCUCAAAUACUAAUGAUUCAGAUACACAUGACGAUUUUAAGCCUACUAGUAAGCUUGAUAGCUCUAACCUAUCUUUGAAGGACAUUGUUGAGCAGGAUAUCAAGGAAAAUCCUGUAAUGGUUUACAUGAAAGGUGUUCCUGAUCUUCCUCAGUGUGGAUUUAGCUCACUAGCAGUUAGGGUGUUGAGUCUAUACGAUGUUCCUUUGAGUGCUAGAAAUAUUUUGGAAAAUCCCGAGCUGAAAACUGCUGUAAAAGCCUUCAGCCAAUGGCCAACAUUUCCACAGAUAUUCAUCAAGGGAGAGUUCAUAGGUGGUUCAGAUAUUAUUCUCAAUUUGCACCAGACCGGUGAACUGAAGGAAAAGCUUAAAGAUGUCACGGUCAAUCAGGAAAAGUCUCAAUGAAUUGUUGGAUUCGGAAGAGAAGAGACUCAGCAGCAUCGUCGAUUUUUGGUCUUAACAUGUUUCUAAAAGUUUGAGGGGGCGAUAAAUUUGAUUUGUUCUCAUUUAUACUCUGUAGAGCUGCAUAUCGAAUUUUUGUUUGUUUGUUUUAUUGAGCAUGAACACAAACAUGAAUUGUACCGAAAGAAGUGUCAACAACGCUAGCUCGGACCUCAGUAGCGGGCAAGGGAAUAAGGUAAGGGAGAAGUCUCUGGUUUGGAACUUGUGAGCUCUUGUUAUUUUUCUUUUACUUUUUUUUUGAUCAUAAGCACCAAACAAAUGUGCUAUUUAUAUAAAAAGAAAAAAAAUGUAAUGAAAUUGGCUUAUUAUGAGGACUUUUGUGAUCUAAAA